CCUCAUUCAGGGGCAGACUGAAAGGGAGGGGAAGAAAGAGAGGGAGAGAAAAAGGAAGCAGUCUGCUAUACAUUUUUUUUCUCCACACACUGAAACUUUCAAAAAGAGAAAAGACGAUAAGAGCCGGUGAGGAUCAACCGAUUGGGAAUGAGAGCGAGAAAUAAAGAAAUAGGGAGGAAUAACACUAACCUGACACUGAGUAUACUGCACAACUGAUGAGAACAUAAAAUAUUACGUGUUUGAGGCCUUGAGGCCUUCAUUGACCAAGGAGGGAGAGCAGGUGGGCACUUCUGGUCCUGGAGGGUUGCAGUGUGUACAGGCUUUUAUUCCAACCCUCAGAGCCCUGACAGAGAGAGAGAGAGAGCAUGUCUUCUAACUUGGACUCCAGUCUAACCAGCAUAGACUGGCUCCCCCAGCUGGGAAUCAGCUCACUGCGAUCAGGAAGAGAGAGAGGAGGAGAAGAGGGGGAGAGAAAGAAAGAGAGAGGGAGGGAGAGAAGUGAUCUUCCUCCCCCCAUCCCUGCCCCCUUUCCUUCCUCUGGAUCCAAAGCCAAGCCCCCUCACAGCUAUGCCACCCUCAUCGCCAUGGCGAUAGGCGCAGCCCCCGGCAGGAAGUUGAGUUUGAAUGACAUCUACAUGUGGAUCAGUGACAUGUUCCCCUACUACAGCAGAUCUGGCAGGGGAUGGAAGAACUCCAUCCGCCAUAACCUGUCCCUCAAUAAAUGCUUCCGGAAGGUUCCUCGACCCCAAAGUGACCCUGGGAAGGGUUCCUAUUGGAUGAUGGACGGCCCCUCAGAGCCCAAUCCGCUGAGAGGAACCAAGCGUCCGUAUCCAGCUGAAGAGGAGGAGGGGUCCAUCCAGGUCCCCAAUGUCUCAGUGAUGCAGGCAGAGAAACAGCAUUCACCCCAGACAGACCAUUAUAGGCCUUUAGCAUCUCCACAGACAGACCAUUAUACGCCUUUAGCAUCUCCACAGACAGACCAUUAUAGGCCUUUAGCAUCUCCACAGACAGACCAUUAUAGGCCAUUAGCAUCUCCACAGACAGACCAUUAUAGGCCUUUAGCAUCUCCACAGACAGACCAUUAUAGGCCUUUAGCAUCUCCACAGGAACCCAGUCAACAACUAUCCCCCCCACCAUGCAAGGUAGAGUAAGUUCAGUCCCAACAAAUGUAUCCAGUAGAUUGAUAAAGAUCAUGGGUUUUACAACCAAAUAACAAGCUGUUGUUGUCUAUCACCUUGGUUCCACAGCAACGGCCACCCUAUAUGCAGUCCCCUGUCUCCUCUCUCCCUGUCCUCCAUGAGACUGUCUCCCCAUCUACUGCCUCUGCUACUCUCCCCUCUCUUUCUGUCCCUCACUCUCUCCCCUC
This is a messenger RNA of Salvelinus namaycush (lake trout), 1366 nucleotides long. RefSeq names its product forkhead box protein J2-like. Lineage: Eukaryota; Metazoa; Chordata; Actinopteri; Salmoniformes; Salmonidae. Gene Ontology annotation, biological process: regulation of transcription by RNA polymerase II. Gene Ontology annotation, cellular component: nucleus. The transcript has 4 exons. Bases 366 to 1151 code for a protein of 261 amino acids. The record is from RefSeq and is a predicted model, not a curated record. Gene Ontology annotation, molecular function: RNA polymerase II cis-regulatory region sequence-specific DNA binding; DNA-binding transcription factor activity, RNA polymerase II-specific.